Molecule: messenger RNA, 1290 nt
Organism: Lottia gigantea (owl limpet)
Lineage: Eukaryota; Metazoa; Mollusca; Gastropoda; Lottiidae
Exons: 2
Coding region: 1-1290 (429 amino acids)
Biological process (GO): DNA replication
Molecular function (GO): nucleotide binding; DNA-directed DNA polymerase activity; DNA binding
Source: RefSeq, a predicted model, not a curated record
AUGAAAGUAACGGAAGAAUUAGAUUGGGUUUUUUAUUUACACAAAGAACAUUUCUGUUUGAUAAGAAGAAAUAACAAAACCUUAGGCAUUAAAGAAAUAGAAGAUAAUUACGAUGAAAAUGUAUGGAGAACUUGUAUAGAUGAUAAAACGGUAACGCAAGUAUCACCUCUAAAACUAAACGUUUUUCCAACCAUUCACGAUGAUUGUUUAUACGCAUGGGAUUGCGAAACCUACAACGAAAAUAAAGCCAUACCUUAUUCCUGCACUUUAGUUAAUUUAGAAAAACUAAGGAAAAUGUUUAACAGAAUAAAUAAUCUCUUUCCAAAUUUAAAGCCGACAGAUCCCAUUCCAGAAGAAUUUUACAACAAACUCAUGACUAAUAUAGUAGAAAUAUUUGUAGGUACAGAUUGCAUCGAUCAAAUGUUACAACUUUUAGGAAAAAUAGAUCAGAAAAGAAUAACAUUAAUUGCUCAUAACGCUAGCGGUUUUGAUAACUGGAUCAUGAUCAAAAACGUAAAAAAACUAACACAAUGCCCUUUAAAAAUGCCCAGAGGAAUUCUGUCUCUACCUUUAACUAGUUCAUUCACUGAUGAAGAUUUACAGAAAAAAUGGAAAAGACAGAAAGAAAUAAAGGAUAAUUGGGAAUCUUUAAGACACGAAUGGGAACCUUACGCUAAAAGAGAUACGUUAUGUCUCGGAGCUUGUUUGAAAAAAUACAAUCAAGCAAUGAAAAAAACUGUCUUCCAAAACGUUUCCAAUAAUCUAACGGCUCCUUCUUUAUCUUUAAAGGGUUGGUAUUAUUUAUAUCAUUACGAUAAAGAAAUGGUUGAAGAAGAAUGGUAUGAAACUACUAGAAUGGUUCCAAAACACACUGAAAAAGAAAACGUAGAAAAAGUUUACUCACAUACUCACCCUUUUAUAAGAUAUUUUAUCAGACAAAGUAUUAAAGGAGGAAGAGUUUCGGCAAAUCGAAAAUCAUUUGAAACGAACAAAAUGGAUGAAAUUUGUAACGUAUUAAAGGAAUAUACAGAACUUGAAAGUAAUAACAUAAUUGAUUUAUUCAAAGAAUACUGUGUUAACCCAAAAGAUAAAACGGAAGUUCACGCUAAACUCAAAGAACUGGAGUAUUCUAAACUGAUGGCAUUUGACACUAAUGGGUUGUACGCUUCCGCCAUGACAGAAGGUGAAUAUCCUAAAGCAGAAAGUGCCAGAGCUUUUCGACUAGAGGAAAAUGAAAAAUUUGUCAAGCUUUUUAAUGAGCAAAAUUCAGACCUAGAACUGCUAUUUUAA